Messenger RNA from Spea bombifrons (plains spadefoot toad), 1391 nucleotides. Its product is annotated as telomerase protein component 1-like. Bases 1 to 1320 code for a protein of 439 amino acids. The transcript is spliced from 8 exons. Gene Ontology annotation, cellular component: Cul4-RING E3 ubiquitin ligase complex. The record is from RefSeq and is a predicted model, not a curated record. Lineage: Eukaryota; Metazoa; Chordata; Amphibia; Anura; Pelobatidae.
AUGUGCCUGGUUGAGUGUGACUUAAGAUGGGGUAUCCCUCAAGACACCCCUUCGGGUCAGAUAUUCUCCACUUGCCUAGAAGAGCUGGACAGAUGCCACCAGGACACAUUGGGAAAGCCUUUUAUGGUUAUACUACUUGGAGAACGUGCUGGUUGGAUACCAGAUGUUGCUGAGGUUCCUCAGGAAAUUGUGGAGAAGUAUCCAUGGGUCCAUGGCAUGUCUGUAACUGGAACGGAGAUACUGCAUGGGGCGUACAUGAACAGCAAUCCCAAUGCUGCUUUCUGUCUUCGGAGUCCUUCCUUUCUGGCCCAGCUUCCCUCACAUGACCUGCCUCGAUAUCAGCAGAAGGGUUGGAGUGCACUAAUGUUGCAGUCCCUAAAGGAACAAGUGUGGAAGCGCUUUCCCAAAGAGCAAAUUCUGACAUAUGAUUGUCAAUUGCUGGGCACAGACAGCUCUACUGGAGUUGAUAGGGUGAAGCUGGGGUUUUCUGAUGAAUUCUGCACUUGGAUUCUAAAGUUCCUACAGACAAGGAUCCUCCAGACAUUCCAAGAGGAAUCUGAGAUGUUGCAGGCAGAGGAGCCCUCUUGGGAGCAAACAGAAAAAGCUCAGCAUCAACUGUUCCUGUGGCAAAAAAAUCAAGUGUUCCUAGGCCGUGAGCUGGAGGUGCAAAGAAUACUUGAGUUCCUGCAUGUGGAUCCAGCUGACCUUAAGCAACAAUCCAAUAAACCAGAACAUAAAUGGACAGAAGAAGGAGCAAUCAAUCCAGGGAUUCCUUUGUACGAGGUCAUAGGAGAACCUGGCUUGGGCAAAUCGUCUCUGAUUGCUGCCUGCAUAAACAAAGCAAUAGAGCUCCCUUGCAGCACAGUAUUUUACCAUUUUGUUGGCUGUUGCCCUUCGUCAGUCCAGCUUUCAAAUAUUGUGAUGCGUUUGUGCUGUCACCUUAUGCCAGCUGCACAAGAACUAGAUGAUAUUCUCCUAAAGCUGAAAAACCAUUCGGGGAAUGAGGAAAUGAAAGAUAUUCUGCAAAAGGUUUUGGCAGCAGCUCCUAUCUCCAAAGACAUGGUUCUAUAUAUAUUUAUUGAUGGUAUAAACCAGCUCUCAGUACCAUCUGAUGUAUCAGAACUUUUGUCCUGGCUGAGUACAGAGGGGUUCUUAUCCCCUUUCUGCAGGUGUGUUAUCAGCAGGACCCCAAGAUCAGUCUCCAUUCAAUCUGCUUACAACUUACACCUGGAGCCUCUUCCCCUAGAGUCUGCACAACGCCUGGCAGUCACAUACCUUUCUCGUUAUAACAAGGCUGUUCUUCCUCUGUGCAGACCCUGAGCUCUGAGCAGAUCCACCUCCUUAUGCAGAAGACUACCUCCCAAAAUCCUCUGUGGCUUUCUAUGUCCUGU